Fusarium coffeatum is the source of this 1452-nucleotide messenger RNA. RefSeq lists its product as uncharacterized. Bases 1 to 1452 code for a protein of 483 amino acids. The transcript has a single exon. NCBI's taxonomy places the organism in Eukaryota, Fungi, Ascomycota, Sordariomycetes, Hypocreales, Nectriaceae. The record is from RefSeq and is a predicted model, not a curated record.
AUGAUGGAGCAGCCAGAUCAGUUCAUGCAACCGUCUCCUUGGCUCGACCGGCUCGGCUGUGUAACACAUCUCCAGGGCUUUGCCGAUAAGAAGGACUUUCUGCGUGGGCUCAUCUCUCUGGAUUUAGAUCUAAGUCCGGAAGGCUUGAAUGAAUCAUACGAUUUUAUCUAUCUUAUGGUCUUUAAAGUACUUGAUCAGUUAAUCUGGGAAGCCCAGGGGCUUAUCUAUCGGCAAGAGGUUCCUCUUAAUGCCAGAUUUGAGGUUGCAAGAUAUGAUAUAAACACGGCCAGCCGGAAACCAUUCAAUUUCCGUCACAAGCAAGAGACGAAGCGAAGGUAUGCGAGCAUACUCAAGCAGCUUAUCGUCUAUACUCUUCGUUGCCUCGACCUUGAAGAUCCAACCGAGAGGCCACCGUUUAAAGUCAGCCGUCAGCAACAGAAGGCAUACGAAGACCUGAUGGCAGUUGGUGAUGAAUUGGAAGACCAGUGGAAGGCGGCGCGAGGGCAAUUACCUGAUCAGGUACUUACGCAGCUGAUGGAAGGGCUAAAGCGAGAGACUUUGAGGUUAUUCAUGACCAUUCUUCGUCAGCAGACUAAAGACUCUGAACAUGAGAGCAUCAUGGUCUCUUUUCUCUCUGUCCUCAGCAUUGCACCGGAUGGGUCAUGGUACAGCUACGAUACGGUUACGCCGUGGCUCUCCGGACUUGUAUCUAUCUCUCGUCUACUCAUUCUAAGAGAGGCCCAUCUGAUCAGAUGGAAUGCCAUCGAAGCGGGCGUUGCCAGUGGUCUCAGCACCGAAGAAGCUGAGCUGAAUGCCCCGGGCAUCUUGAACCUUGUGGAACGCCGGACAUCACAAUGCAUGCUCAGCAGCACGCCAGGGGCCGAAGCCAUGGCGAUGCAGUAUGUAUUGCGACUUCGCAGUUACGGGAUAGCUGCCAAGGGUAAUACAGCGGCCCCCGGGUUUAUCAGCUGGGAUAACCUCGACCUUGUAUUCAAAGGUAACAGGCUUCCGCUGCCCAACCUAGCACAGCUGCUGCAGUCUUCUCUUAUCGCCGCCAGAAAAGUCUUAUUUCAGGGCCUUCUUUUUCAAAAGGACUAUUCUGUCCUUGAUGAGCAGCCAGUUACUAUCCCCGCUAUACCGUGGGGCAAGCUGCAGGAUAACGCAAACGACGAUGCGCUUGGCUAUUUUGUGGCCGAUAGUCUUUGCCAAGCAGCCGGCGAAAAGUCAAGGAUCUGGCUGAUCUUGCUCAUCUGGAACAGUCCCGAGCUGAGAGCCAAGUGGUAUUCAAAUUCCACCACAGCAAGCGCACCGCCAAGCAUCCCAGUCCUUUCCAGGUAUCUAGGACUAGUUGAUCAGUUACUCGAGCACUUGCUUUUUCUUAUCCAUCUCUCUGCCGGCCUACUCAAGUAUUACUAUAUGAAACGCACUGCGUUUCCAGUACCGUACUUAUGA